AGUUCCUAGCGUCGAGCCAACGUUUCUCCCAGGGAACAGGCAUGGAGUGUAGCGAGGAGUUCGGGCUGGGUUUGGAGUUGCUGCGCGGCGCGGGGACGUCCACGUGGUGGGAGGCUCUGGGACAGAACCGACCCGUCACGCCCAGCUUCAACCAGUCCGUCACCUGGUACGACAACAUCACCGAGUUCGUGCAGGACCUGCACAGUUGCCAGACGUACCUGUCAGACUUCACGACAGCCGAAGUGUCUGACCAGAUGACCCACCUGUACCGGACCCUGGCCCUGCAGACCUCACUGUCGGUGGUCGUGGUGCUCUGCUUCUUCGGCGUCGUGUCGCUCGUCCACAAGAUGAUCGUCUGGGUCAAGAACUUCGCCGCCAUGUUGGAGCAAAGGACAGAGGAAUUGCGUAAGGAGAAGAAGCUGACAGACCGCCUUCUGCACGAAAUGUUGCCGCCCAUCAUCGCUGAUCAACUGAAGAAGAGACAGCCGGUAGAAGCAGAGAGCUACGAUCAGGUUACCGUGUUCUUCUCUGACAUCGUGGGGUUCACGAACAUCGCGGCGUCCUGCACCCCCAUGCAGGUGGUGGAGAUCCUCAACUCGCUGUACGUCUGCUUCGACAUCCGCAUACAGCUGUACGACGUGUACAAGGUCGAGACCAUCGGCGACGGGUACAUGGUGGCUAGCGGUGUGCCCGAGCGGAACGGAGACCGCCAUGCCGAACAGAUCGCCAUCAUGGCCCUGGACCUGCUGGUCGCCAUUGAUGAAGUCACCAUCCCGCACUCACCCAACAAGAGGCUGCGCCUGCGCAUCGGCAUACAUACAGGCCCUGCGGUUGCAGCUGUGGUGGGGGUGAAAAUGCCGCGGUACUGUCUGUUCGGCGACACCGUCAACACAGCCUCGCGAAUGGAGUCGUCCAGUCUACCACAGAAAAUCCAAGUGAGUAACGAAACCCACACGGCACUGAGGAAGAAGGACUGUUUCAUGCUGCAGGCAAGAGGAGACGUCGACAUCAAGGGAAAGGGAAAGAUGAAGACGUACUGGCUGAUCGGACACAAGAACCACCGAGAGAUGGACGUGGAGACAAGUCUGGUCUGCUCACACCAGCGGUCAACAAGGUUCCUCGCUAAGGAGUACAGCCUGGACAAGCAGCGCCACUCCGUCCCGAACCUGCACGAUCACUUCGAGCCGCUGUUCUACAGCGACAGUGACCCGAUGUCGUCCCCGGGCAAGUCCAGCUGCCGUGGUGAGAACACGCUCCGGGCGCCGUACAAUAACUUCAUCACGCGCAACGGGAAGGUCUGGCCGUCCUAG
This is a messenger RNA of Branchiostoma belcheri (Belcher's lancelet), 1310 nucleotides long. RefSeq names its product atrial natriuretic peptide receptor 2-like. The record is from RefSeq and is a predicted model, not a curated record. Gene Ontology annotation, biological process: receptor guanylyl cyclase signaling pathway; intracellular signal transduction; cGMP biosynthetic process. The transcript has 9 exons. Gene Ontology annotation, molecular function: guanylate cyclase activity; peptide receptor activity. NCBI's taxonomy places the organism in Eukaryota, Metazoa, Chordata, Leptocardii, Amphioxiformes, Branchiostomatidae. Bases 42 to 1310 code for a protein of 422 amino acids.